GGUCUUACACUUUGGUUACGUUGCGCGAGAAGGUGCACGCAACGUGUGUGCCUUUAUCAAACUGGUGAAAGGUGCACGCGCUUACGUGGACGAUAAUAAUAUCGUGCGAGGUAUACGAUUUCGCAUUUUGUAGCACAGUUGGACGCUCACGCGUGUGUUUACUGUGUGUGAACUAACCACGUAAUGUCAGUGUCAUUACACACACAAAUAGCGAAGGCUUUAACAUCAAUAUCAUGAACGGUGCGCCACGUAAAGUAAAAAAUUCGCUCUUGUCCGCCGCUGGUCCCGGUUUUCCAUUCGAUAGCUACACCGAGAAUACAUUGCUGAUGCCAGUUACACCUGCAACACCAGCCGUGCUCCGAGACGAUGCCGAACUUGAUAAUUUCAUAGGACAGGAACCGGUCAAUUCUCAGCCUCCGUCUACGUUCGAGCAAUUUUCAACAAAUGCGCCUCCCUUGCCAAAGGAGAGCAAAGACGCGGCGAGUCAACCAACAAAACCGGGAUAUUUCACAUCGAUCCUCUCUUCUCUACCAAACUUGUCUCUGUCAUCGACUAAAUCCGAUCCCUCGGGAUUGCAAACAAAUCAGGCGUUCGAGAACACCGGCGGAGCGUCACACGAAUCUAAUCCCUACAUACCUUCGCGAGGAUACCACGACUCUCAGUCUGAAAUACCGGGAUUCUUAGCGAUUAAUCAACAGGAUUCUCAAAGCGCAGACUUGUCGGGAUUUGCCGCUUUCGGUCCUCCUCGCCCUACUCCAGCUGCUGAUCCUCCGCAACCCGCAGCUCCACCUCAAGUCUCUAAUGCGCCUGUUUCCUAUCGACUUGGUAAUCAACGGCGCUUGAAGUACGCACCUCCGCCCGAUCUAACGUCCAACAACGCUAAGUCAUAUACAAAUCCGCCGAUUCAAACGUUCUUUCCUAAUCAAAAUGUGUCAGCGCCACCGCGAGUUAUUUUGAAUCCUUAUAUGACAGAAGGAUCGUCGCAGGGCAACAACGUACAACAAAUCAAUUCCUUGCCCGAGCAAGUCUCAACGUCCGAACAAGCGUCGUUGAACAGUUCCCUUCACAAUUCAUUUCGAUCGAGUCCGAUUGCGACUACAACUGCGAUCUACAACUCAUCUUUAUCUACAAAUCAAAAUCCAUUUUGCGAAACUUCUUCCGUAUCCGCGCCGUCGCAAUUUGCUUCGUCGUCGUUGUCGUCGUCGUCGUCAAGACCGAUACCCACGCGGGUAUUGGAGCCCGCAACGCCGCAAAACACUCCGGCAAACAUUUCGUUUCCUCAGUUUUACGCACCGCCGUCUGAUCUAGAUAAAGACGUAGGUACAUUAAAAAAUUCUAAUCAACUAAACUUGCCGCCGCCGGAACUUACGAGAGAUAACAAUCUCGUGACAACUGUAGAAUCUGCGAGUGACUUGAACCCAUUGAAAUCGAACGAGGAGAGCAAGGCGACAUUUACACCGUUAUCCGCAGCCAAGGUUACGGAAAAAUUAGAACAUUUACUUGCGAAACAGGAGGAAACGUCUUUUGUUGGUGCGGCAACCUCUUCGGAAGUUGAAAUUACGCCCAACGUGACUGCCCAAUUACAAACAAAAUCUUCGGAAUCGCAGAGCAACGCGUUACAAUCCAACAAAUCUGUCGAUAAAUUAUAUGAGGCGAAGACAAACGAUGUUCAAGGAAAGGAUGUGCAGGCAGGAAGCGACACCUGGAGUGACGUGUCACUUGGGCAAGAAUCAACAGCGCAAUCAGUAAUCUGUCCGGAAGUAAAUACGGCCGAUAGCAAUCCAAUUGUGACGGAUAUCCAAGAGACAAAGUCGAACGCGCCUCCGUCUCAACAAGAUUAUUAUCAAGACUUGCAACCGACACCUAUACCAAGCUCGACUUUUUAUGCAAGCAAGCCCGCAGUUCAAAAGUCGAGUUUAAACUACGUACCACCUCCUCUCCAGCCACCGCGGCAACAAAGCGCUUUUUACAAUCCAUCUGCGAAACCACCAGAGCAGUCCGCAAAUUUAUUUUUCGAAUCGUCAAAACAAAAAGACGUUCAGUUUUCGAAUUUUCCUUCUCAAGAGAAUACCGCAAACAUUUCUUUUAACAAACCAGCACUUGAUGCAAAAUAUAAUCUACAAUUAGUUGAAGAGAAGUCUGGAUUCAGUUCUGUUGCGACCAAUCCCACGAGUCACGUUCCGUAUUGGAACGCCAAUCAGUCUUCUCAACCGCAAAUAUUAAAUACUACAUCUAAUCACCAACCGGCGUAUAUAGCUCCCAGCCAGCCAGUAUAUAGCUCCCAGCCAGCCACCACAUCUAACGAGCCAGUAUAUACCGCGUCUAGCCAGCCGGUAUAUACCGCGUCCGAUCAAUCAUCAGUGCCGCUGUUUUAUAAUCCUGCACAAUUUACGAAUGCACUUCCCAAACAAGCGAAUUUCUCGCACACGUACGAUCAGCAUUCUUCUCAACAGCAGUCGUAUCAAAGCGCUGCCUCAUUUUACGGAACUGGUGGAUUGCAACAACCCUACACGGUUCCCGUAGAAGAUAACGCCGCAUAUUCGUCGCCUGUUACAAUGGCGUCGUCAGUACCUGAACCAACAGGAUCAGCCACACUCAGCCCCGUUCAAAUGUCAGUUAAUUCACCAACUAAUCGCACUACACCGGACACUGUCCCACCAAGUUUUCAAAACUGGGCUUCAGGAUCUUCCGACAAACGUAUGCAAUACAGACCGCUGUAUCAUCAUUGGUUUUACCGCAAAGAAGUGGAGAAUAAAACGCUAUGGCUUCCGUUCUCCAUGCAAGACAGCUUGAAGUUAGAAGAGGCUCACAAUUCCAGCGACAUUACACCUGAAACUACAGUAGACACCGAUGGAGGUCGUUACGACGUUGAUAUUUUACGUCGUCAAAGAGCGCCCGUCUAUUGGACCGGUCCAGCCACUGAAGUUAGACGGUGUUCGUGGUUUUACAAGGGAUCAACGGAAUCGAGAUAUCUUCCUUACAACGAAAGCACUGCUGCAAAACUUGAGGAGGAGUACAAGCAGGCAUGCCUCACAAACAAUUGGAAUCGGAGAAUCGAUCUGAAUAACGGAGAAUAUAUCACCUUCCAUAGCGCGACAGUUCAGGCUCAUUAUCUCCAACCGACUUCUUCUGAAUUGGCAGGUUCUUGGGGAAAUAGCGCAGUCUCAGAGGACAGUGAAUAUUUACAGGGUGCUGCAACUAGACCGAGAGUUGUUAAAAGAGGAGUUGACGAAUUCAAUAUAGACGAGGGCGAGCCCGAAAAAGUAGAUCAUCUUCUGUUUCUUGUUCAUGGUAUAGGUAGUGUUUGUGAUCUGAAGUUCCGUACUGUGGAAGAAGUUGUUGAUGAAUUUCGCGGUAUAUCACUUCAACUGGUGCAAUCUCACUAUCGUACCGCGUGCGAGCAAGGUAUUGUAAAUAGAAUCGAAGUUUUGCCAAUCUCCUGGCACACAACGCUUCAUUCCGAAGACACAGGAAUCGACAAGAAGUUGCAAGCCAUUACGUUGGAGAGUAUUCCGAAGUUACGGCAUUUUACCAACGACACCUUGCUAGAUAUACUUUUCUAUACUAGUCCAAUAUAUUGUCAGACUAUUAUGGAAACUGUCGGUAGUGAGAUGAACAGAUUGUACGCGUUGUUUAAAGAAAGAAAUCCUAACUUUGAUGGAGGAGUAUACUUAGGCGGUCAUUCGUUAGGCAGUUUGAUCAUGUUCGAUUUAUUAUGUCACCAAAAACCUGAUGUGGAAGAAGACCAGGAUGACAACCAAGAUGAGGGCAGCGAUAAAGCAAGUGAAAACGACAAUACGGGACCUAUUCAACCGAUGCCUGCACCUGUUCUAAAAAGGCGUCUUAGUAAAAAAAUCAGCUACAUGAUGGGCGCGGCUGGAACCGGCCAACCUUACAUACAUUACCCGCAACUUAAUUUUCAUCCACGUGCCUUCUUUGCCCUUGGCAGUCCGAUUGGCAUGUUCGUAACAGUACGAGGCAUCGACACUCUCGGCGAAGACUUCACUUUACCGACCUGCCCGGCUUUCUUUAAUAUCUUUCAUCCGUUCGAUCCGGUAGCUUAUAGAGUGGAAUCCCUGAUUAAUCCCGAAGCUCAUAAAUUCCGACCGAUGUUAAUACCACAUCACAAAGGAAGAAAAAGAAUGCACUUGGAAUUGAAGGAAACGAUGGCACGUGUCGGAGCAGAUUUGAAGCAAAAGCUGAUCGAUUCCGUGAGACACACGUGGAAUUCUUUCUAUCAACUGGCUUUAUUUCACAAGCCAGACAAUCAAGCAUUGGAACGGGAAAUCGAUAAAGUUGUUGAAGAACAGUUACAAAAAACACCGAACGUACCGGAUCAUCAUAACGAAGAUGCCGCCGGUGCUGACUUAAAGAUAGGAAGACUUAACGGUGGACGAAGGAUAGAUUACGUUCUUCAAGAAGCACCUUUCGAAUAUAUCAACGAAUACAUCUUCGCUCUCACGAGCCAUAUUUGCUACUGGGAAUCCGAAGAUACUAUGCUGUUGAUAUUGAAAGAAAUAUACGGAUCUAGAGGCAUUCAAACUGAUGCGCAACUUCCUCAGCAGACAAUGUCAAUUGAGAGAAUAUCUCCUUCGCCAUCUUCGAAUUUGUUAGGCACUUUGUCACCCGUUAGAAAUAGCGCGAGUACAUCGUCACAUGCGUGGACAGAUCCCACAGUGCCUACUGGGUUCAACAAACCUAUUGGUCCACCACCUACAACCGGUUUUAUACCGAAAUCGUGAUCGACGGAAUAUCUUUCCUACGUGCCACGAAAAAAACCGCGUUGAAAUAAGAAUUGCUUUGUGUUUGCUGGUAUGUGUGAAAUAAAGAGGUAAGGACACUACUGCACCUAAUAUUGAUAUUUGCAAAAAAAAAAGAACACACUUAACAAAAUGUAUUUAAAUACAUUUUUUCUAUUUUAGUGUUCUUUUGCUCUUUGUAAAUUUUAUUGCAAGAUAUUAAUUUACUGAUUUAAAUGAUGAUGAAGCUGAAGUGUUGCAAUAUUACUAUUAUAAAAAAAAAAUUGGGCCUACGGCAAUUAAUCUUCUUCACAAGAACAUUAAUUUGCACAAAAUCAAUUAUAAAAUGUAAAUAACAAAAAUUGUAAAAAUUUUAUUCAUUAAUCUUUAAACGGUUGAUAAUUUCUUGUUGCACCUUGUGCUUAUAUUUGUAAAAAAAAAAAAAAAAAAAAAAAAAAAAAAAAAAAAAAAAAA
Molecule: messenger RNA, 5213 nt
Organism: Pseudomyrmex gracilis
Lineage: Eukaryota; Metazoa; Arthropoda; Insecta; Hymenoptera; Formicidae
Product: SEC23-interacting protein-like
Exons: 8
Coding region: 234-4742 (1502 amino acids)
Cellular component (GO): COPII-coated ER to Golgi transport vesicle
Molecular function (GO): metal ion binding
Source: RefSeq, a predicted model, not a curated record